AUGCCUUACACUGAUGCUGUAAUCCAGGAGAUACAGAGGAUGGGAAACAUCAUUCCUCUCAAUGUGGCCCACAAGAUGACCAAAGACACCACCCUGGAUAAAUACUCAAUUCCAAAGGGCACCUUGGUCAUUCCUUCACUCCACUCUGUCCUCCAUGAUGAGUCGAUGUGGGAGACUCCACAGUCCUUCAACCCUCAGCACUUUCUAGACAAGGAUGGUAAAUUUAGAAGGAGAGAAGCCUUCAUGCCUUUUUCUGCAGGUAAACGUGUGUGUCUUGGGGAGCAGCUGGCCAGGAUGGAGUUAUUCCUCUUUUACACUUCCCUCCUUCAGAGGUUUAAAAUCUCACAUCCCCCAGGAGAGCCGCCCCCAGCCUGGAGUACAAAUUAG
This is a messenger RNA of Cyprinodon variegatus (sheepshead minnow), 387 nucleotides long. RefSeq names its product cytochrome P450 2K1-like. Gene Ontology annotation, biological process: xenobiotic metabolic process. Bases 1 to 387 code for a protein of 128 amino acids. Lineage: Eukaryota; Metazoa; Chordata; Actinopteri; Cyprinodontiformes; Cyprinodontidae. The record is from RefSeq and is a predicted model, not a curated record. The transcript has 3 exons. Gene Ontology annotation, molecular function: oxidoreductase activity, acting on paired donors, with incorporation or reduction of molecular oxygen, reduced flavin or flavoprotein as one donor, and incorporation of one atom of oxygen; iron ion binding; heme binding. Gene Ontology annotation, cellular component: intracellular membrane-bounded organelle; cytoplasm.